Conger conger (European conger) is the source of this 5938-nucleotide messenger RNA. RefSeq names its product protein phosphatase, Mg2+/Mn2+ dependent, 1E (gene ppm1e). The record is from RefSeq and is a predicted model, not a curated record. Gene Ontology annotation, molecular function: protein serine/threonine phosphatase activity; cation binding. Gene Ontology annotation, biological process: negative regulation of protein kinase activity; protein dephosphorylation. NCBI's taxonomy places the organism in Eukaryota, Metazoa, Chordata, Actinopteri, Anguilliformes, Congridae. The coding region runs from base 117 to 2024 and encodes 635 amino acids. The transcript has 7 exons.
CCUUGGUCACGCGCGCGCGCCCCCGCCGCGCAAUUGGGGAGCUAUCCAGCAAGCGUUUCAAAGUAGUCUCCUUACCCGGCUAGUGCUGUCUGUUGUCUCUCCAGGAAUGAGAAGUGAUGGCCGUCUCCGCCAGCGAGGAGAAAACCUUCCGAAGGUUCUUGGAGCUCUUCCUCCGAGAAGUGAGAGGACCGCUCCAGGACGACGAACCUCUACCCAUGCGCCCCUUAUCGGACCUGGUCUCGGAGGACGAAGUAGAGGGGGAAUGUCUCGACCUGUGUCUCCAGCACCUGUGCAAAUAUAACUGCCCCUUCUCCCUGGCGGCAGGCCUGGCCCGGGCCACUGCAGAUGACAUCCUCCAGAGCGACCUGUCCGUCUACCACCAGAACAAGGGCGAGGAGGAGGGCACUGACCCUUUCCCACAGCUGGAGUCGGUGAAGCUGGCUCGGCUGGUCUUCAACAAGCUCUGUGAGACCUGCUGCCUGUGGCUAAAGGACUUCCCUCAUCGGCGCCGGCAACAGCGCUACUAUGAGACCUCUAUCCACGCCAUCAAGAACAUGCGUCGCAAGAUGGAGGACAAACACGUGGUCAUCCCUGAUUUCAACACACUCUUCAACCUGCAGGACCAAGAGGAGCAGGCCUACUUUGCCGUAUUCGACGGGCACGGGGGCGUGGACGCCGCCAUUUACGCCGCCAACCACCUGCACGUUAACCUGGUGCGGCAGGAGAUGUUCAACCAGGACCCCGGAGAGGCUCUGUGUCGCGCCUUCAAGCUGACGGACGAGCGCUUCGUGAAGAAGGCCUCGCGUGAGCACCUGCGUUGCGGCACCACAGGGGUCGUGACCUUUCUGAGAGGCAGCACCCUGCAUGUGGCCUGGCUGGGGGACUCCCAGGUCAUGCUGGUCCGGAGAGGGCAGGCUGUGGAGCUGAUGAAGCCACACAAGCCUGACAGAGAGGACGAGAAGCAGCGUAUUGAAGCACUGGGCGGCUGUGUGAUCUGGUUUGGGACCUGGAGAGUCAAUGGAAGCCUGUCGGUGUCCAGAGCAAUAGGCGACUCGGAGCACAAGCCGUACAUCUGUGGCGACGCCGACCGCAGCAACUUCCCGCUGGACGGCUCGGAGGACUACCUGAUCCUGGCCUGCGACGGCUUCUACGACACGGUCAGCCCGGACGAGGCGGUGCGCGUGGUGAGUGACCACCUGCAGGAGAACAGCGGCGACAGCACCAUGGUGGCGCACAAGCUGGUGGCCUCCGCCCGGGACGCCGGCUCCAGCGACAACAUCACGGUCAUCGUGGUGUUCCUGCGAGACCCGCGCGCCCCGCAGACCGCACCCGAGGACGAGGAGGAGGAGGUGGAGGAAGAGGCGGUCGACGAGGGGGCGGAGGAGGCGGAGGAAGAGGAGGAGGAGGAGGAAGAGGUGGAGGCCCCGCAGAGCGAGCGGGGCUGCCAGGAUGGAGGCACGGACGUGUCGGGGAAGGGCCGGGGGACGUGGGGGGCCCUGCAGCAGUGCUCGGCGCCGGCCGACCUGGGCUACGAAGACCGCAUGGACUCCUUUACAGACAGAACUAGCCUGAGCCUCCUGGGGCCCAACCUGAUGUCAGACGGGAGCCCGCUACAACUGCGCCCAGACUCCUCGCACCCGUCCAAAACCUUAACCCCUGGCCCCGCGCACGCGCCCGCCAGAGGUCCCGGCGCGGCCUGGCGUCCCCCCCCAGGAGAGGAAGGGCGCCCCCCCGCCCACAGGCACGGCUCCCCGGGGCCCAAACUGCGUGUGCCCUCCUGCCGGCAGGGGCCCAGCCCGGAGGAACACUGGCUGGAGGCGGCGGCCAUCUUCUCCCACCGACGGAGGCCGGCCCGCUGGGCGGAGCGAAUGUCCCCGAAAUGGGGGCCUCGUCAGAGAUGCGGGGGCCUCAGGGAGCCCUGCGGCCUGGUGCGCCCAUCCCGAUUUGAGCCCUACCCCUGCCGCCGCCCCGAGAGGAGGGUGGGCGUGGCCACGGCCCGGAUACCCAACAGCAGCAGUGACUGACAUGGCUGCCUCGCCCCCUGCUCUCCCACCACCCCUUCCACCCACUACAGGAAACUACACUUCCCACACACCACUGGGUCUGAACCCCCAGCGCAUCUCAACCCUACACUCCCAGCUCCACUCCACACCUUAAUCUGGCCUAAUCUGUGAUGCCCCCCUGCUCUGUGAUACUGUAUGAUACACCCCCCCCCCCUCGGUAAUAUGAUACCUUCCCUAAUCUGUGAUACCCUCCUAAUAUGUGUAACCCCCUGCUUCUCAGUCAGGAUCCUCCAUGUAACUCCUCGCCAGAACCUCCAUAACAGCCGUACUGUGUGUAACGGAUGACUAAGGGAAUUUUCCUUAGUCAUCCCCUUCAUUCUCCUCAAUAUAAGCUUGUAAGACUAAUAUUAGCAAGUCAACUGUCUGUAUAAAGUCAUAAAGACAUGUAGGCGCCCAGUAUACAUUUAGGUAAGAAACAGUUCAGGACACUGUUGUCCACAGGUCAGAGGUUACGUGACUAGGCAUUCGUAUCAAACUCAGACCGAGAGCUUUAAUGAGCAAGGGGUCACAGAAAUAGAAAGCCCGAACAGACUUGGCGAUUAAAAUUAAAAUUGAGCCUUGCACUCGCCUCACCUUCCGUGAGAGAGAGUACGUUCUCAAUAGGAGUGUUGCAUUAAAGUGCCCAGGUUGCCAUGACUUCACCCCCGAUCAGUCCUACAGCUGAGUCGACCAAGACAGUCGAGUCAUACCGGCAGAGAUAUGUGCCUUUCCGUAAUGACCCUGGAGAAACGGGGGCUUCAGAUCGUCACAGAAGCCAUACUUGAAGAUAGAAGGUAAACCUUGAGAUGAACAAGAGAGGAAUUCUGCUGAAUAAGUACAUCUUUCCCUUGUUCAUCAAAUCAUACCCAAGAUAGAGUGAUCUUAGUCCUCUGACAGAGAGCGUUCUAACAUGAUGUAAAUGUUCACACACACCACACCAUCCCGAUGUUGCUCACAGACAACUGUUUGGCUGCUUAAUAUCCAUGUGUAUGGAGCUAUAACCUUAUAUAACCAAACGAGCCACAAGAAAACUGAGAAAAGAAGGUUCGCUGGUUUUGAACCCCGUUCUUGUUUUCUGGUAUUAGUAACAUGAUUUAGCCAUCGAUGGGGGAAUUGAAAAGUGUUACUUAGAUCUGACUACCUAUGUUUGCAGUUGAGGUUGUCGAAACCGAUAGUGGCAAUGACUGAAAAGGUAUGUUAACGGUGCCUCCACUGUCCUUCCCCUGAACGUAAUGCUGUUGUGCCCAUCCCCAACUUGCCCCAAACUCUUGGGUACAUGGUGGAUUUGCCAUACGCCCGUGAAACAAGCGGAUCCCUUGAAUAACUGGAACUCACUGACUUUUAAAUUUGAGCGAGAGGUCAGAUUUUAAGAGAGGGCCAUCUCUGUUCUCCAGCUCCACCCUGCCUACACGCCCCUCACUCCUCCCUCAGGAUUUCCACUGGCUGCCACACUGUGCCAUUCCCCCCCCCCCCCCACCUCGAAGCUGGCACCAGUGUCUGAGGUAAGAUGGGAGGAGCAGCAGGCUUGUUUGGCCUCAGAAAGCCUCAGGUCCUGACUCGGCCCCACAGCGUUCGUCAGUGACUUCCGGACUGUUCCAUUCGUAGCUGACUGACCUUCAUGUGUUAAGCCCAUUUUUGUGUAGCGCGCCACUCAAGAGGAAUGUAUGAAGAAUGUGCGCUGGGACAAAUGCUUCUCACAGAGCAUCUUCAUGGGUGGACUUACGGAACCAGAGCGGCAGUGGCAGUGGUGGUGAUUCUUCUGCUGCCAAUUUUUUCCGCUCCAUUUUUUCCCCUCCCGAUGGUCACUACCUGGUGGUCCGAGGUGUACGGAAUGUAACUGCAUUCAUCCUCCCAAGAGACUGAGGACAGUUCCUCCUAGCAUUCAACCCUCCCCUCCACCACGUACUGUGUAAACGUAACCCAGGAAACAGACUGGAGUGGCCUGACUGGGCUGGACAGGUGUCUCAGCUACCUGUGUUCUACGGGUGGGAGUGGUGUUGGAUUAUGGACUGUAACCCUGGUGUGUUUCCGAGGACAGGUGACUGCACUGUCCUCCCCUCUGUGUGUUUACAGCCGAAUCGCACGUGAAGGUGGUAUCUCCCCCCCCCCGAAACCCCAAGCCAUUACUUCACCCUCUCACUGCGUCUUAUUCUGGAGUCAUUAAAGAGCUCCGGGGACUACAUUACCCACCUACCCCUCCACCACCUCACACGGGGCACCUAAUAUAUACUGGAAUUCUAUAAGUAAUUACACAUAUAUUUAAUUGUAUGUGUGGGUGUGUAGGUAUGUGCGUGCGUGCGUGUGUGUGAGUGUGCGUUGCGUGCAGGGUGUGUGCAUGUGGUCCGUCUGAGUGAAAUAUUUAAAAAUGAACACUGUAAGUUCUGCAGGACAAAUGGUACAUUAGUCUGUGGGUUUUCACGCACCGCCCCCUCUGCACUGUGUGGUUUUUCUGAAACACGUUCCCCCCCCGCCUCCGGAGAACAGCCGAGUCUGAGGGACCUGACUGAGGGGCUGCUGUCAGGGUUGUCACAAGAAGGCCACCAUAGAAAGGACUGAACUCGAUGGGCAUGUGGUUGACAUGGUAGGAACAGCACAAUAUGUGGUUAACAAGGAUGGGACUUGUGUCCUUUCUAGGGCGGCCAUCUUGUGACAACCUGAGGUCAGGGGUUAUUCUAAUGCCCAAAGAACAGCAGUACUACUGUGCUCCGGUGGAGAACAGAGCCAGCAGGGAUUCUUCCUGAAAGAGUAUUGAACUGCGCAGUCUCUGUCUUUACCCCUGCCAAAUGAAUCCUAAGAAGUACUUUUGUCUUGUUCCUUUACUUUUUUUCAAAAUAAGAAAAAAAAGAUUCUCAUUUCAAGAUUUGCUAAUGAGGUAAGACAGUUUCACUCUUCAAGCAAAAAGUAUUUAAAAAAGUUUUUUUUACUUGAGGAAAAAAAAAAAGAUUUGAAAAUGAAAACACUUGCAGUUUGCUGUAGGUGUUUGGAGUGUCAUCCUCUCUAGUCCAGGGAUGUCAAACUCCAGUCCUGGAGGGCCGCAGUGUCUGCAGGUUUUUUUGGUUUCCUUUCAAUCAACUGUCAUUUAAGGCCUUGAGAACAAGGUGUGUGGAUUCUUUAGCCAAUCAAUGACUUUAAUGAACCACUGAUGCCAAGAACAGCCCAAAAACCAGCAGACACUGCGGCCCUCCAGGACUGGAGUUUGAUACCUGUGCUCUAGUCCCUGCAUGCUCCUGACUCACACAACUGGCCCGGCGGUCAGGUGCUCAGACUCGCACCCCCACCCCCGCUCUCUCCAGCAGCCCUGGACAGAAGCCUCGACCAACCUUACCCCCCUCACGCUCCCCCCCCACCCCACCACACACAAGCGCACACGUGCACCAGCGUCCUCCUCUCCCUAGUGAUAGUGCGUACAUGUAGUUCAGGGUUCACCUCUCCCCCCCCCUCCUCACUCCACGCUCUCCCUCACUCUCGGCUCUGUGCCAGUGAACACGACCGCUUGUCCCUGUAAGCAAUAAUGAACCUUUAUGAGCCGUGUGCGGGGAAGCCUCUCUCCGUGGGUUUGUCUUCUCCGGAGCGGAGGCACGGGGACGGUGUCGAGGAGGGCGGCGGAUCGAUAACCUCCAAUAUCGCCCCUCCUAAGCGCUCUUCCGUCGCCCCGGAACGACCGGCCGAGAAGCGUGAAACGCAACCCGACUCCAUCGUUUAAGCUGAUGGGUUCUGUCUCCCUGGCGUUGUGCCUCCUUCUCUAAAGACAAACCCACGGCCAGCUGUUCCUCAGCCUGCAGGUUAGGUAACCGGUAAUCGUUUCUGUACCCGUAUCCUCCGUGUUCUUGUAGUAUACAUAUAAUGUAUAUCUUAUCUGGUGACUAUUAUCAUGUAUAAAGAUUAGAUCAAGUCUC